Coccidioides posadasii C735 delta SOWgp is the source of this 1274-nucleotide messenger RNA. RefSeq names its product mitochondrial 54S ribosomal protein mL44. Gene Ontology annotation, biological process: RNA processing. Gene Ontology annotation, molecular function: structural constituent of ribosome; double-stranded RNA binding; ribonuclease III activity. Lineage: Eukaryota; Fungi; Ascomycota; Eurotiomycetes; Onygenales; Onygenaceae. Gene Ontology annotation, cellular component: mitochondrion. The record is from RefSeq and is a predicted model, not a curated record.
AUGAAAAGGCUACAGCUCCUGAGAUGGAGCGGUUCAGUGCUUUCGCCGCGGAUAAGGCAGCCGACCUGUACCAGAAGCACGCAGUCUUUUCUAACUCUCAUACGGCACCAAUCCUCCGCACCCUCUCCGCCCCUGCCAGAACAUGAACAAAGUAAUAAUCUGGAUUUUGCGAUACCUUCUCCCUCACAAGAAGCGGCAUUAAAGUCCGCGAAACUUGCCGCCCUGCAUUCCCGACUUUCCCUCCCCGAGAGACUUCCGCUUCAAACCCUUGCUAGAACACUGGUGGACUCCUCAGCUGAUCCCUCUUUACAAUUCAACAACAAAUCCUUUGCCGUACUGGGAAGCAAGCUCCUGUCUUACUAUACCUCCGAGCACAUUAUCUCUACCUAUCCGCGUCUGCCAAUGGGCGUAAUCUGGGCUGCUGUGUGGGCGUACGUGGGACACAAGGCCCUGUCAGCUAUAAGUCAGGAAUGGGGUAUUGAACAUGCCGCCGCGCCUGGCUGUGAAGUCGACCCUGGGCUCCUUCAGUUCAAAAGACUGCCUCCACAAACAGAUAUGGUCGAAAACGGGCACACACUCCAUCGCGGUGUGAGCGCAAGGAUUGUGUACGAUAACGAGUUCGGCGAGCGCCCGUCACAACCCUCUCCCGGCGUUGAAGGAGUCCCAACAACUCAAGCGAAUGCAACUUUCGUCCAAGCGCUCAUGGGUGCUAUCUACCUACACUGUGGACGCCCAGUUGCGAAACAAUUUUUCAAAGAGCAUUUUAUGAGUCGUCAGCUUCCCGUAGCUGACCUUUUUAGCUUUGCCCAACCCACGAGAGAUCUCACCAAGCUAUGUGCUCGAGAAGGUUUCGAGCGCCCGGUCGCUAGGAUUAUCAGCGAAACCGGCCGUCUCAGCAGACACCCCGUCUUUGUGGUGGGCAUAUUCUCCGGGGCAGACCUGCUGGGCGAAGGAUCUGGCCCCAGUUUGACAGAGGCUCGUUUCAGAGCAGCUGUGGCUGCCUUGAAGGGAUGGUACCUUUAUAGCCCCCUUACAGUGAGGGUACCGAGUUCGACGGAAGAGAGUGACGCCAAACCAUGGGAACCGGCAAUGGUAGAUCCCGGUGAAAUUAUUGUAUAAGAAAAGGACAUAGAGCAAUUGGGGCAACAGGAGAAUUUGGGUUUGCUUCUUUGUUUAUCAUUUUGUACAAUAUUCGGCGUUGUUUGUUGUCUUGAAUUUACUCGUUAUAUAUUUGCCGUAUCGGAUUUCAAUACACGCAUACGUUGAUAUCCUCC